This is a messenger RNA of Bactrocera neohumeralis, 3381 nucleotides long. It is a transcript of the gene CDase, whose product is annotated as neutral ceramidase. The transcript is spliced from 11 exons. Gene Ontology annotation, cellular component: extracellular region. The record is from RefSeq and is a predicted model, not a curated record. Gene Ontology annotation, biological process: sphingosine biosynthetic process; ceramide catabolic process; long-chain fatty acid biosynthetic process. The coding region runs from base 960 to 3083 and encodes 707 amino acids. Gene Ontology annotation, molecular function: N-acylsphingosine amidohydrolase activity. Lineage: Eukaryota; Metazoa; Arthropoda; Insecta; Diptera; Tephritidae.
CAGUGUGGCCGCGCAAACGGUCGCCAACUUGGACACAAAGCGGUCGCUUGGAAUCGCGCUCGCUGCGAAAUAUUAAACAAGCAAGGCACUAGCAGCUAACUGCUAUGCAAAUGCCAUCGAGGGUGGUGCAAUUGGAUUAGUGAAUUAGUAAAAACGAUUGACGGACGUAAAAAAGUCACAAAAGUUGAAGUCAAAAAUCGUUGUAGCGCGCAGAGUGCAAUGUGAAAAAUAAAUAUUUAAAAAAAGCGUUGAAAUAAAGUUAAAUAAAAUAUAAGUUAAAAAAGUGAAUAACAAGAAAUCGGAAAGCGGUGAAUGAUUUUAUGUCGGACUUUCAAUGUCAAACCAUUAGAAGAGACCACAGCGAAGUUGCGCGCGUGUUUGAAUAGCGUUCGGCGCUUGCGGGCGGAUAUCGUAUAUAAUAUACAUACAUACAUACAUAUAUGUUUGUAACUGAUUAUCUUGUGUUUUGGCUUUGUAAGCGCUUAUAUGUACAUAUGCAUAAAUAAAUAAUUAAUUUAUCAGCAUUGAUGCAGUUCAGUUGUAAUGAAUUCACAGAAAACCAUGAAACAUUAUAAAAAUGUGUAAAACAAGAUUAUAGCUCGAAAGACAUUAAAAAAACUGCAAUUACAUAACCAAACUGUGCGAUUUUCGAAGACCGCAUAUACCAUAAACACAGUGCAAAGCGAAGCUUCAAAAAUACUUUAUCACAUCAAUUCGAUUCACUUGGACAAACGAAAGGAAACCACCAAAACGACACUCGACAUACACGCAAACACACAGGCAUAUGGACAUGCAUAGUAGCUGUGUUGCCGCAAAGCCGUAGAGAAGGGAGCAAGCGAGCAAAUGCAGUUCCCUUAUAUUUUCAGAUAUUUAUAUAUUUUUUAACUGUAGCAACGAAGAAAAGCAAGGAAGUUAGUGAAAAAAUCGAAAAUAAAUAAAAUUGUGUGGAGAUAACAAAAAUGCAUUGGCAAGCGCGCGUAAUCCUCGUGGCGUUAGUCACGCUGUGCCUCAGCGGCGUGCUAUGGAGCUGUGUCAGUGCUUAUCAGGUGGGAGUGGGACGUGCGGAUAGUACGGGACCACCAGUGGAAAUACAUUUCAUGGGUUAUGCUAACCUCAAACAAGUGGGACGCGGUCUGCACUUGCGCCAAUUUGCACGCGCCUUCGUUGUCGAGGAUGACAACCACAAGCGCGUCGCCUUCGUCUCCGUGGAUGCGGGCAUGAUGGGUUAUGGCGUUAAGCGCGAGGUGGUGAAACGUUUGCAGGCGCGCUAUGGCGAUAUUUACACGGCAGAUAAUGUGGUUAUCAGCGGCACGCAUACUCACAGCGCACCCGGCGGCUUUCUCAUGCAUUUAUUGUAUGAUAUAUCGAUUUUGGGUUUCGUACCGCAGACUUUCGAGGCGCUUGUGCAGGGUUGCUACUUGAGUAUCAAACGCGCCACCGACAAUAUGGUCGAUGGCAGGAUCUUCCUCUCAAGAACCACUAUCCUAAAUGUGAACAUUAAUCGCUCACCAACGUCUUAUUUGCGUAAUCCCGUGGAGGAACGUGCGCAAUAUGAGCACGAUGUGGAUAAGGUGCUGACGCAAUUGCGUUUCGUCGAUUCGGAGAAUAAUUUGUUGGGCGCUUUCAAUUGGUACGCGGUACAUCCGACCUCAAUGAAUAAUACGAACAAAUUGGUGACCUCUGACAAUAUGGGUUAUGCUUCGCUGCUUUUGGAGAAGGAAUACAAUACGAAUAAAGUACCCGGAAAAGGCAAAUUUGUUGGCGCUUUCUGUUCGUCGAAUUUGGGCGAUGUGUCACCGAACAUUAUGGGUCCUAAGUGUUCGAUUAGUGGUAAUGAUUGCGAUCUACUUACUUCGAAAUGUCCACAAAAAGAAGGCGAGUGUUUUGCGUCUGGUCCCGGACGCGAUAUGUUUGAAAGCACUGAAAUUAUAGCAAGUCGUUUAGCUUAUGGUGCUUUGCGCUUACUAAACGAUAACAGUCAAGAGACGACAAGUCGUGAAAUAGUCGGCGAGUUGGCCUACAUUCACCAAUUCAUCGAUAUGCCCAACUAUAAUGGCACCACAUACAAUCCACUACAAAAAAAACUGGACAAGAUACGCGGUUGUCUGCCCGCCAUGGGUUACAGUUUUGCUGCUGGCACCACGGACGGACCGGGCGCGUUUAGUUUUGAACAGGGCACCAUUACCGGCAACGCAAUGUGGAACGCGGUGCGUGAUUUCAUAGUGCCGCCAACACAAGAAGACAUCAGCUGUCAUUCGCCGAAGCCCAUAUUAUUAGCAACUGGCAGGGCGACAUUCCCCUACGAGUGGCAACCGAAAAUUGUGUCUACGCAGCUGUUGAAGAUCGGCGAUCUGAUACUCGCUGCUGUGCCCGGCGAAUUCACCACAAUGGCUGGACGUCGUUUGCGUAAUAAGAUUAGCGCUGUGGCUGUGGCGACUGGGGGCAAAGAUACGGAAGUCAUUAUCGCCGGUUUAUCGAAUAUCUAUACUAGUUAUAUCACAACGCCGGAGGAGUAUCAAGCCCAAAGGUAUGAGGCAGCAUCGACAAUUUUUGGUCCGAACACGCAUACAAUCUAUAUGGAUGUCUUCGAGCAAUUGACGAAAGCAAUGAUACGUGGCGAGCGCCUGCCACCGGGACCCGCACCACCAUACAUGAAUGAUCGCAUGCUGUCGAUGAAUACUGGCGUCAUUUUCGAUGGUCAUCCGAUCGGCAAGGAUUUCGGUUUCGUUAAGCUGCAACCCAAAAAGUCGUACCAAAUCAAUGAAACUGUGGUAGUCACUUUUAUUGCUGGCAAUCCGCGUAAUAAUCUAUUCCCUGAGAAGACAUACUUUGCGGUAGAGCGUAAGAUCAACGAAGAACGUUGGAAGGUCGCUUAUACAGAUGCCAGUUGGGAAACGAAAUUCAUUUGGGAGCGCGUUCAUCUGAUACUCGGCUUCAGCGAUAUUCACGUUCACUGGACCAUCGGCGCUAACACUCUGCCCGGCGAAUAUCGCAUUCGGCAUUUCGGCAAUUACAAGUAUAUUUUAGGUGGCAUUUUCCCAUAUGAAGGCAUUUCGAACUCAUUCUUGGUGACGGAAGACUAAUCGCUGCUUUAUAUGUCUGCACAUGUAGAAGACGACGGACGACGAUUGGAUUACUAGUCAGAGACUGCGCUCAUCAGGUGUUACUGCUUCUCAACUACAUACUAUAUAGUACAUAUGUAAAGCAUAUAAAUUUUUUAUAACAAGUUGUAUGUACUUGUAAAUAUGUACAAUGUGUGUGGUACAGUGCCAUACAAAUAAUACAUACACACAUAUUUAUUUGUUUAUUAUUGUUAGUUGUGUAUAUACUAUAUAAUGGAAAAUGUAGGAAUAAAUAUAUAAACGACUGUUGUACCAAUAA